UACUUAAAAAACUGGCAUUACUUUGUAAAUAAUUAAACCAAAAGAAAGCUGAUUUAAAUGAGCUGAAAAACACCCAUAAAACACUAUAUAUUUCCUUAACUUAAAUAAACAUUAUAACGACUGAUUGAAGACUGUUCAAAUACCACUUAUCGAGUGCCACCUGUACACACAUAGUUGAGAUAAACAAUAAAUUGGCCAAAGGCCAAAAGCAGCCAAAAGAUCACAGCCGCCGGAGAAGGGUAAAGAGCCAGAACCAGCAACAGAAACGUACAACCAACAGGUGGAAGGAGUACCAGAAAAUCAAAAUUCAAAAAUAUAUAUAUAUAAAUAUAUAUUAGAGAAAAAAACAUCCUUGGCCCAUGUUCCGCCAUGUCCCAGCUAGCUGAAGGCGAAGACGAGGAGACUCAGGCUCUCAAGGAGGACGAUGAGGAGGAAGAUCCUCUGGCCAAUUUGCUGAGUCUGAAGCUAAAGAAGCCACCUCACUGGAACUGGGAGCUGAGCACCUCCCGGAGCUGUAGCAACAUAGCCCUGCCCCGGAUCCUGCUCUACGAUCAUACGGGUAACCUUUUGGUGGAUGCCCAAGGUCUGCGAGAGGAAACCUACAGAUCGGGGGAUUCACCGCGACGUCGCAAACGUUCGGCCACCUCGAAUUUGGAGAGGAAUUUCCAUGGACUGCAUAUAGCCGAAGCCACGCCCACGCACCCCACGAUAACGCCCACGCCCAGUUCGAGUCGGGAAAGCGAGAGACGGCGGAAAACUCAUGGCAGUUGCAUUGACUUUAGCACUCACGAGUUGCCCAAUUGGGAGCCAUCUUCCAGUUCACGGAGGUCCAGUUCACUGCGUGGUGUUCGCUUCCAGGAGGAGGUAGUGGAGGAUCUACCCACACCCACUCCUACACCCACACCCACCUAUCCCACACCGCCUUCGACCUCUACGCUAAACUCAUCCAGUUCGGGUCCCCGGGAAAAGAGACGCUACCGUCGCUCUCAUAGCUCGAUCCUGGAAAGAUUUAGCCUCUCCAAGGGUCGCCACUCCUCGCCAGAGUUUGCCCAGGAGGAGGAGGUGACCAAGGCGCCGCGUUAUUACCUACGGACCAGCAAGGCCGGGACACUGGUCAUCCGUGAGGAGAGCUUUAGCUCACAGCGAUUGAGGAAUCGACGCCGCCGGCCACCCAAGCACUCUUCCAGUGAGAAUAUCCUGCAGGAGCAUCAGGUACAGGAACAGGAUCAGCCACAAAUGGGUAGCAGAGUCGUGCAGGCCACGACACCACGUAGGAGAGUGCCAGAGAGGACAGUGUCCACCUCGGAGGAGGAGGAGCAAAGGGAUCUGGAACGGGAGCCGCGAAGAUCACGUGGCAGGCCAAGGAAUCAGGGACAAAACAGUUGUGGCAAGGAUGCAGCUCAGGAGCUCAUCACCGUGGAUCCUGAUAAUUGUGUUUAUCGAGCAGCGCCGGGCGCCACAGCUCGUUAAAAGAGAGAAAAAGAGACCUCCCCCAGAAGACCAGAAGAAAGCCACAGAAGAAUUGAUCCUGAAGAAUACCAAAAAUUCAGGAAAAAAACGAAACCAGUACGAGAACAGACAGAAAAUACAGUUCCUCCUUGUGAUGUAAGACGAUAGAACAUGUGAAAAAUAAAAACAAAAUCUUGAAAACCAGACAAGUGCCUCUUAAUCUGAUACAAAUUUGCAAUUAAUUAAGAUAAAAAUUAUGCAUUUUGGCGUUAAAUCAAAUGGUUUUCUCAU
Messenger RNA from Drosophila serrata, 1740 nucleotides. RefSeq lists its product as uncharacterized. Lineage: Eukaryota; Metazoa; Arthropoda; Insecta; Diptera; Drosophilidae. The record is from RefSeq and is a predicted model, not a curated record.